Molecule: messenger RNA, 601 nt
Organism: Aplosporella prunicola CBS 121167
Lineage: Eukaryota; Fungi; Ascomycota; Dothideomycetes; Botryosphaeriales; Aplosporellaceae
Exons: 2
Coding region: 351-503 (50 amino acids)
Source: RefSeq, a predicted model, not a curated record
ACCGUACGGUCCAGCACUGACAAGUCUAUCGCGGCAGCUUAACUGUCGAAAUUUAUCCUAGCGACCUCUGUCCCUACGCGAACGAGCCUGACCUCUUCCGUGAUCUUAAUAAAAAGGUUAAUUACAUAGUAGGGCUGGACCUAUUACGGCGAGUGUAGCGUACCCUAUAGCGCGGUAUCUUCGCCGGCGCGCCUAGUAUUAACUAAAUAGCGACCUUCGUGAACUUUACGCCGCUGUUUCUACACGUCGAAGUUAAGCGGCGCUAUAUAGCCGCCGACCCAGCUAUACAGCUUGCCGCCUAGAUCGCUGCAGAGUUUAACAAGCGUACUCUUAAGCGCUACCCCCUUAAUAUGCCAUGGUUACUAUAUACUGUAUAUGCGGUACCGGAGCCUUGUAGUAAAGGAUUUAGCGUGGAGUUUGUAGGUCCGCAAUGCAUAGGGAAUACGUACGAUGUAGAAGAUAUAUAUACGCUGCUGCGGUCCCUAUUGGCGGUUGCAAGUUAGGGGCAGUCUGUGUAUCGGCCGUGGUUUAAGGAGAAAAUACUCGCGCUCUACGAAGGUUAAGAAGAGAUAUACGUUGAAUGCAUUACUUACACGUAGGC